Messenger RNA from Plasmodium fragile, 5112 nucleotides. RefSeq names its product STE/STE20 protein kinase. NCBI's taxonomy places the organism in Eukaryota, Apicomplexa, Aconoidasida, Haemosporida, Plasmodiidae. Bases 1 to 5112 code for a protein of 1703 amino acids. The record is from RefSeq and is a predicted model, not a curated record. Gene Ontology annotation, biological process: protein phosphorylation. The transcript has a single exon. Gene Ontology annotation, molecular function: protein serine/threonine kinase activity; ATP binding. Gene Ontology annotation, cellular component: cytoplasm.
AUGUUCUCAGUUGAAGUGGAAAACACCUUUGGGUAUGGAAAAAAAAAAAAAAAGAGUAAGAAAUUUACUCAUGGAGGGGUUAACCGAUUAGAGACAGACGAAGCGAUUAAAAUGGAAGAAAAAGGAGCACAUGAGGUGGAUCAUAAUAAGGUGAGGAAUAACAUUCCGAUCAUGUUUCCGAGGGAGAUGAAAGUAGCACAGGGAAAGUGCUUAAUGGAUGAAAAUGGGGAAGACAACCCAGUCGAAGAAACAGCAUUGAGUGAGGGAGCACCUCCUUUAAGAAUAAAUCUCGCAAGUGAACAGGCUGAUGAAGGUACGCAUUCGACGAUGACGAAAGAAGCGAAUGUGAUUGGUAAAAUAGCACCCGUUGGCAAACUUCUUCGGAGCAGUAGCCAUGGACCAGCCUGGGAUGAUAAUAACCAUGGAAGGGAUAAAAGCUCCAUGAGGUACUUCCUCCCUCGAAGGAACAUUACUGUUGAUUGUGAAAAGGAAGGCCAGACAAAUCUCUUGGUGAGUCCCUUCAAUGAGUCAAAUAAUCCUUUGCCAUGUUACCCCGAAGGAUGCAGUCGCAGAGGUUGCUCCACAGAUGUUCCGCAGCAACAUUUUGAGCACCAUAUUAGUAAAGCGGUAAAUGUAGCCAAAAUAAAAUUGAAAACAUGUGAUGCAAGCAAUUUUGAAAAUGCGAAAUGCGCGAAUGGAAGUUACGAAAUGGUGAAGGGAUCUACGUCUAGGGAUUCCUCUUUUGGGAACCCACUCCUUGAGAGGAAUAUCAUCAACUGGGGUAACAACGAUUUUGCGCUAUGUAGACAUGGUGCAAAUGAUUCUAAAGGCAAACUACAGGAUGAUGAAAAUGAAGUACACAAAAGUGAGGAACGGAAUGAAGGAGAAGAGACCGAUGUGAGCACAGUUAAGAGUUCCGGAUCGGUCGAUGAAGGUGCAACACAUGGGGGGAACCAUCAAAUGGGGAAUUUAAAAAGGGGAGACGGAGCAACGUUUGACGUGAUAAAGGUGGGCAAGUCCAAUAUGGGAAGCCACCGCUUACAUGAUAACAUUUUGGAAUAUAAGGACGAAGACAAAAUUUGGGAGCACUCAAAAAUGGACGGUGAAGUAUGUAAGGGGAUGAUAAACAGUCGGUGUGCUAUAAACCCUGUUAGCGUAGAAGGCAAAAGUGAGCCUAUUGGUUCUGAUAUGGCAUCUCCGGAAGGGGAUGAAAUGGGAGGUAUAGAAAAAAAGGCCCUUACAGUGAAUACACACACCAUUGCACAGGGAAGCAUUACUAACCAUGCGGAGGAAGGGGAAGAAGGUAGAAGAGAACAAAUCCACAACGCACUACGUGACAACGGUACAAAGCCACAAACUUUAUUCAGCGCCGAUAUAGAGAAGAACAAAAUGUUGCUUUCCCCAAAUGGAGUAGAAAUAAAGACGGCUGAGUACACUUAUCGCUGUGUUCAUCAUAUGAACAGAGAAGCGAAGCUCUAUUCAAAUGACACCACAGUAAAUUUUUUAAAAAACAAUGUUAUGUUUUUGAGGAAAAGAAGAGGUAACAAGGCCUGUAAGAAGGAUAGUAGUAACAGCAGGAGCUACACCAGUGGGAGUAGGAAUGUGAACAAAGAAGGGGAUGGGAAGAGCAAAGACCUACCUAAGGGACAUGGUGUAGUACUGCAUAUGGGAAAUACUUUUUUGCCCGUCCCAAAGGGUAAGUCAAUAUUUGUGGAGAAAAGUGAGACAAAUGGAAAGUGCCCAAGUAGGGGGAGAAAGGGGCAAAGUGAGAAGGAUGUCUGUCCAUUACACAGUGGCAGAACCAUCUUCCCUCUCUUUACUCCACUACGAAGAAGCGACAAAAUAACGAACAAAAAAGUGUUUCGCAUAAGAAAUAAAAAUAUGUACGUGGCGCAAGGUGCACCAGAAAUCAGUCCCACGGUGGCUACAAAUCGGAAAAAUGAUGUUCACGUAAACGAAUUUGUAAAAAAUAAAUUCUUACCUAAAGGAGAACAGGAAUGGAAUUUUCUCCAUAAUAGUACUACACACGUGAGAGAAAAAUCAAAUGUGGCAAGUUCAAAAUGGUUCUACUAUGACAAAAUCAAAGGGAGUAACAACCCGUAUGUACAUAGUCAUAACAAAAAUGAAGACAAGUGGAGACCUUCCUUGGACAGCCUUCUGAAGAAUUUCUACAAGGAAAGAACAAACAACACAACUGGUGAGAAUUAUACCAACAAGCAUUUUAUCAUUAACAGGAGUAGGAACCAUUUGAAAAAUCAAAAUAAGGCAUUUGGUAUUAGUGAGGACGGGACGUCUCCUUCCCUGUUGGCUAACGGGGAGGGGAAGUACACUGAAGAGCACAGCAAGGGGGAUGUCUUAAAGGGGUGCGGCCAUGACAGAAGUUGUGUCUUUGGUAAACCUGACCUAUUAACCACGAUAAAGGGAAGAGACAUGGACGUGGAAGGGGGAGAAAUGGGGCGAACCUACGUGGAGAGGGCGCAUUCAGAAUAUCAUAAAAAGGUGUGUGAGGAAAGCGAACAUGUAAAGGAACUGACCAAGCAACAAACAGAGGCAAAUUUAUGUGGCAAAAAUAAUAAUCGCAUUGUUGAGCAGGCAGAGAGAUUUAAUUUUUUUCAUAGCGAGCAUGAUUUAUUUAACGGGCAGAAAUUACGGCUGUAUUUUUCCAAAGGGAAAAACGCCCUGCAUAAUGGGAUUUUUAAAAUAAGGGGCGAAGUUGGGAUAUUCUCCUCAAUUUUUAAAAAUUUCCCCUUUUUAGAGCAAGGGGAAAAAAUGAAUGAUGCGCAAGGGGCCAACCAGGAAUCCAUUUCGUAUGAAUGUAGGUAUAACGCCGAGUUGGUUUGUCGCCCGGGGGGGAAGAAGCUGCGGGAUGUCGCGAAAUGUGCGUCCAGUGCAGCGGAUGCGGUCGAUCGGGGGUGCCCUGGUAAGGAGGACAGAAAUGAUGAGGCUGGGGCUUCUGAAGUGAAUUCGCAGAAUGGAGCUCCUGAGGUACAUAAGAUCAUUUGUGGCAGGAGCGAACAGGAGGAGCCUGUGUGUGCAGGAUCGGACGACGAAGCAACGGGAUCGACUAGCCAAAUGGGCAGCAGCGCUAGGAGCUGUAGUAACGGCAGAGAUGCGUGUAACGAGUUCGCCGGCGGAGAGGCAUCCCCGGGGGAAGGUGCACAAAUGAGUGCACUGAGUAAGCAAAACGACCAAGUGAAGGAUGCAAAGGGGGUGGCUCUUACCGAGGAGGAGGACAAGUGUGUACUGCAAAGGGGUGAUGAAGAAGGGAUCGAAAUUAGCGCCGAUGUUGCGAAGGACGACAUUACAAACGCAGUGUCCUACAUUAGUGAGAUCGAAGGACAGGAAGGUGGUUUGCUUGACAAGGAACAUAUUGACCCCUUUUUCUGCUCCAAAGAUGGAGAGCUAAGAAUGGCGGCGGACAGUAACAACUUGGGAUGCAACGAAAAUGGAGAUUUGGAGCGGCAAAAAGGUGAUCCCACAAAAAGCUUAAAUGAUGAAAUGAUGGAGAAUUUCGAGAGGAUUGCCGAAAGGAUCAACUUCAUUUUAGAUGAUACCAUGGAAUUUUUUAAGAAAAAUUUAUAUGUGCAUAAUGGGUAUGGCUCUGUGCAGGUGUACAAAGAGGACACGGGGUGGUUAGGGGAGAACACACUGGGUAAGUGGUCUCGCGUGUACAAAAUUAAUAAGGUGGUUUGUAAGGGUGCGCAUGGGGUGGUGUUUUCCGCGUGGAAGGGGGAGGAGGGCGAUGAUACGGGUAAGCAGUUUGAAGAGAACGCGGAAAAAGACGCAGGCCUGGCGAAGGAAAACGGAGCACGCGAGGGAAACACACAAGUGGAAGGAGCAGCGGGGGAUAGCAUCGAUGAGGGAAGCGAUGGGCGCGGUGAUGACGGCAAGGAUGAAGACAGCGAUGAAGGCACCUACGACGAAGAGAACUUGGUAACCCUGAAAAUCAUGAACUUACGCUAUUUAAGUAAAAAAAAUAGUGUGACGAGAAUCAUGAAGGAGGUGCAUUUCUUGCAAAAUUGCAACCACCCCAAUAUUGUUAAGUACCACGAAUCUUUUUUCUGGCCUCCCUGUUACCUGGUCAUAGUGUGUGAGUUCCUUUCAGGCGGAACAUUAUUCGAUUUAUAUAAAAAUUGUGGAAGGAUAACUGAAGAUGUGUUGGUGCACAUUCUAGAGGACGUAUUAAAGGCGUUAAAAUAUUUGCAUAACGAAUGCCCCUUAUGUUUAGUCCACAGGGACAUCAAACCGACGAACAUUGUUUUUUCGAAAAGUGGAGUAGCAAAGAUAAUAGACUUUGGGUCCUGCGAAAAGGUAGAAGAUUUAAAAAUGCAUGAAGUUGUGGGAACUCUUUAUUAUAUUUCUCCAGAAAUUCUGAAGAGAGAAAAGUAUGACUGUUCAGCAGACAUUUGGUCGUUAGGAAUUACUAUAUACGAAAGUGUUAUGUGUGCAUUGCCAUGGAAGGGGAAAAAAGACAUUGAGGAAUCUAUCAAACAGAUUGUAGAUUCUUCUCCUAAAAUUAAUCUGUGCUCGGGGUUUAGUAAACAGUUCUGCUUUUUUGUUGAAUCCUGUUUACAAAAUAAUCCUGGAAAAAGGGCAAAGGUUGCACAUCUACUUUGUCAUAAAUUUUUAACGAAGAAGAGACUCCUACGGAGGAAGCCAAAUUCCAUUUUUGAAAUUAGGGAUAUUCUCAAAGUUAACAAUGGGAAGAGGAAAAGUAAUAUUUUUCGAAAUUUUUUCAAAAAUCUUUUUUUCCUUAAUGAUAAGAACAAACGGAGAAGGAACAAAGUUUUGGGCUCUAAGUCCUGCGAACCAGAAAUGUUUUACCAGAAAUUAAAAAGAGAGAACUUUGACUUGUUCGAAAUUAAGUUGCGAGAUGAGAACAGCAGAUCUUUGGGCCACUUGCACGUGGGCGGGACCAAGUCGGGUGUCGCUGCAAAUGAAGAGGAGGAGCACGAGGGUAAGGAAGACGGCCAAAAUGGAAAAGCAGAGCCAAAUGUGCACGACGACGGUGACGCAGAAUGCGCAGAGUGGGGAGUCCAACGGAUGAACAACCUUUCCUCAAACUAUCUCGAUUCAAAGGAGGACAUAGCGAAGCAGCCCGAUGCUGCCUAG